CUUGGUCGCAAGUUGUAGCUUUGUCAACACCAAGCACGCAAUUCCUACUUUGUCUUGCCAACACACCGUUGUUGCCAACAUUGUUGAAAAGCAUUAUGAUGCUUGUCGAACCUUCCAAUGAUAAAAUAAAUUUCGUGGUAUCGCGAAAUCGCGGCUCUAAGAUCGCAGGACACGCUGCCAAAAGUUCACCAUGUCAUUACUCACCUUCACACCAACAGAUGUAUCUGUUGAAGAGCACAAGCGUCCUCACAGCGAUGUAUCAUUCUACUCGAACAAACGACGUCGUAUAUCACUAGAUCAGUAUUCGCCGAUUCAAGCCUCAAUUACGGCACUCUUGCCAAGUCCGGCUGACCCACGCAAAAGGCGGUAUAGUCUUUUUCGAGGUGGAGGCCAAAGUAUUCUACCAUCAGCAGACUUGGUCGAUAUAUCGAAUGACUUGGCUUACCCAUCUGGUCUCGUGGAAGAUAUAGCUUCGAAAAGCCAUGAUCAGUUUCCGACGCGCUCGUCCAUUACGACAGUCCGCUCUGUACUACCGCUCCAGUCUGUUGAUAUCAGCAGAUAUGACCUUGUCGAGAUCGGCCUGGCGGCUAGCAUCCGCAGCCGUAUCACUGACCAUUGUCUCCAUAGAAUCAGACAAGAAAGUAUUGACCAUGAUCUUGUCGAGCAAUUCGACCACGUUGAGUCUGAAGACAAAUACUCCUCAGAACUAGUUGAUCUCAACGAGAAGCGCCAAUCGACGCAAGUUUCAUUGCUUGUGAAGCUGCCGAUUUCUCGGCCGAAGUCUCUCAUCAUUAAACUCCCCAUACCAAGACCGAAAUCACUAGUCAUCAAGCUAUUAGUCUCUAUGGAAAAAUAUCAAGAGUUUAAAAGGGACAAUACGAAGUCCAAUCUACAGCCCUCCGACACUAGCUCCGAAAGUAUACACAUGGCGACGAUAUGGACCACGCAAAAAUCUUCUCCAGGAAUACCAUGCAAGGUCCAGCGGCGAAAGAGAGAUCGGCUUAUAUUCAAACUUGCACCGAAUAUUAAUGCCCACCUUCCUCCUGAUGUAGAUAUCAGCUCGCAAGAAAUUCUCGCCUUCUUCCCAAACCACGUGCAGUGGCCGAGUAUCUGCUGCCGUCUAAUUAGCAACGGUUAUACAGCGUCUGAUCUCUCUUCAAUGUUGAACUGGCACCGGAAUGAUGGCUGCCUCACUCGACAGUGCGCAUCGUCGAUAUUAAGGAAGCCUACCUGCGGUCGGCGUCAUGAGAAUACGAGCGCAGCCGCCAGACAUGUCCACAAGUCCAACAAAGAUAUAUCCACAACGCGCCUUACACCUCCACGGGAUGUGCCUCCUGCAUCGCGCACUUUCCCACUACUUGCUUCCCUUGCUCAGGGAGUCACACACUGGCCGUUAGGAAUCGAAGCACGGACGCUCACUUGGGCGAUAAAGUUUUCUGUGGCGAAUCCCGAUCUGUGUCUAACUGUCAAAGAUGUGAAAUGGAUUGUGGGCGGACACUUUCUAAGAUACAGGGGUAACAUGGAAGCAAGGAUCAGACCACUUGGUCCGCAAAAUGUAGACAAAGUGACCCUGACAGAAUGGAGACAUAGAGGCGGGAGAUUGACGGAAAAUGAAGGAGGGCGACAUCUAUCAAGCGGCUAUACACUGAAGCCAGGAAACAUUUGUCAGUUGGCUCAGCAUCGGAAGAUCACAAAUGAUUUUGCGCCAGAUUGAGCCCUUAUCAAUACGUACAAGCGGACAAGAUAGAGGGAUAAGGGUCCUGAU
This is a messenger RNA of Pseudovirgaria hyperparasitica, 1765 nucleotides long. RefSeq lists its product as uncharacterized. Bases 191 to 1714 code for a protein of 507 amino acids. Lineage: Eukaryota; Fungi; Ascomycota; Dothideomycetes; Acrospermales; Acrospermaceae. The record is from RefSeq and is a predicted model, not a curated record. The transcript is spliced from 3 exons.